Messenger RNA from Haemonchus placei, 153 nucleotides. The record is from the annotation of a GenBank genome assembly. NCBI's taxonomy places the organism in Eukaryota, Metazoa, Nematoda, Chromadorea, Rhabditida, Trichostrongylidae.
UUUCAUAGGCAAAAUUUCAGGCAGGAAGAGCUGGAAAAAACCACAGACUCGAUCUACUACAAGCUGAUCGAAAUUCCGAACCGUUCGCGAAUUGCCGUUCGAUGGGCAGCUCUGAACAUAAGGACGACCUUCUUAGACGAGAAAAGGAUCUAG